Messenger RNA from Papaver somniferum (opium poppy), 1451 nucleotides. RefSeq names its product 1-aminocyclopropane-1-carboxylate synthase 7-like. Bases 105 to 1283 code for a protein of 392 amino acids. The transcript is spliced from 3 exons. NCBI's taxonomy places the organism in Eukaryota, Viridiplantae, Streptophyta, Magnoliopsida, Ranunculales, Papaveraceae. Gene Ontology annotation, molecular function: transaminase activity; pyridoxal phosphate binding. Gene Ontology annotation, biological process: biosynthetic process; amino acid metabolic process. The record is from RefSeq and is a predicted model, not a curated record.
CAGUUUCUGAUAGUCAUGCGGAGAAUUCGCGCUACUUUGGUGGUUGGAAAGCUUACGAUGAGAACCCAUAUGACGAAUUGACAAACCCUAAUGGUGUCAUCCAGAUGGGUUUAGCAGAAAAUCAAGUUUCAUUUGAUUUACUAGAAGAUUACUUGGUAAAACAUUCUGACUCACCUGCUACCGCACCGAAAAAUGGGAUCUCUAAGUUUAGGGAAAAUGCUUUUUUUCAAGAUUACCAUGGGCUCUUAACUUUUCGAAAAGCAAUGGCAAGUUUCAUGGAAAGCAUUCGAGAAGGGAGAGUGAAAUUUGAUCCUGAACGGGUUGUUCUAACAGCAGGUGCAACCGCAGCUAAUGAAUUAAUCACAUUCGUAUUGGCGGAUCCUGGUGAUGCUUUACUUAUUCCAACUCCAUACUAUCCAGGAUUCGAUAGAGAUCUAAGGUGGAGAACCGGUGUGGAAAUUGUGCCCGUUCAUUGUGAUAGUUCAAACGAUUUCCAAGUAACUCCUAAUGCUUUGGAAGAAGCUUUUAACAAAGCAACUUCUAUGAACAUUAAGGUUAGAGGAUUGCUAUUGACAAACCCUUCAAAUCCAUUAGGAACAUCAAUGCAGCGAUCCGUUCUUGAACAAAUUCUCAACUUUGCUGCACAAAAGAACAUUCAUCUCGUCGUGGAUGAAAUCUAUUCAGGUACAGUUUUUUCUUCAUCCGAAUUCAUAAGCAUUUCAGAAGUUCUUGAAGCUCGAAACUAUAAGGAUGCUGAAAGAGUUCAUAUAGUUUAUAGUUUAUCCAAAGAUCUUGGCUUACCCGGUUUUAGAAUUGGAACGAUUUAUUCGUACAAUGAUCAUGUUGUGACAACUGCACGAAGAAUGUCAAGUUUUAGUCUAAUAUCAUCACAUACACAACACUUAUUUGCUUCAAUGUUAUUAGAUACUGAGUUUACAAAGAUAUAUAUACAAACUAAUAGAGAAAGAUUGAGAAAGAGAUAUGAAAUGAUAACCCAAGGGUUAAAGAAAGCUCGGAUAGAUUGUUUGAAAGGAAAUGCUGGAUUAUUUGUUUGGAUGAAUUUAAGCCCAUUUUUGGGGGAUAAUCCUACAAUAGAAGGAGAAAUUGAAUUAUGGGAAUCAUUUGUGCAUGAAGUGAAACUUAAUAUUUCUCCUGGAUCUUCUUGUCAUUGUUCUGAACCUGGUUGGUUUAGGGGUUGUUUUGCUAAUAUGAGUGAGAAAACAUUGGAUGUUGCACUCAAUAGAAUUUAUGCAUUUAUGGAGGAAAGAGGAAAACUAGAAUGAUACAAGUAUAUCUAGCAAUUAAUAAUGGGUGGUACUGUAGAAUCCGAGCAUUGUUUUGUUACCCCUCAAUAUCAUUGUUCUCGAGAAGUUUUUUUAUUUAUAAUCAGAGUUUAGGCUGCUCCUGCAUGAGCGUUGAAGGUUGUCGGGUUUUAUUUAUUCGUUUGUCGU